AUGGCGCCGAGAACUCUCUACGACAAGGUGUUUGACGACCACAUCGUCACCCAGGACGACCUGUCCUAUCUCAUUUUCAUCGACCGCCACUUGGUACACGAAGUGACGCUGCCGCAAGCGUUUGAAGGGUUGGCCAACGCCGGGCGCCAGGUCCGCCGCAAGGACUGCGUGAUGCUGACAUUGGACCACAACAUCCCCACGGUGCUGAGAGCGCAGAUGAAGGACAUCGACUCGUUCAUCGACCAGCCCGACUCCAAGUUGCAAGUGAAGACCCUCAUUGAAAACGUCAAGAAGUUCGACGUUCCCUUUUUCGGUAUGGACGACCCCCGUCAAGGGAUUGUCCACGUUAUUGGGCCUGAACAAGGGUUCACGUUGCCCGGGACCACCGUGGUAUGUGGGGACUCCCACACCCUGACCCACGGCGCGUUUGGUGCUCUCGCCUUUGGUAUCGGUACUUCGGAAGUGGAACACGUGCUUGCCACUCAAUGCUUGAUCCAAGCCAAGCUGAAAAACAUGAGAAUCACCGUUGACGGCGACUUGGCCGACGGCAUCACCUCGAAGGACCUUGUCCUCCACGUCAUUGGCGUCAUCGGUACUGCUGGUGGUACCGGGUGCGUGAUUGAAUUUGCCGGCAAAGCCAUCGAAAACUUGCUGAUGGAAGCGAGAAUGUCCAUUUGUAACAUGUCGAUUGAGGCUGGGGCCCGGGCGGGGAUGAUCGCCCCUGAUGCCACCACGUUUGAGUACAUUAAGGGCCGGCCGUUGGCGCCGCUGGGCGACCAAUGGGACAAGGCCCUCAAGUACUGGAAGACGCUCUAUUCUGACGAAGGCGCCCACUUUGACUACGACAUUACCAUCAAGGCGCUGGACAUCGUCCCCACCAUUACCUGGGGUAAUUCGCCUCAGGACGCGUUGCCCAUCACCGGUAAGGUGCCUGACCCCGCCGACACCAACGACGCCAACAAAAAGGCUGCCAUUGAACGGGCGCUCAAAUACCAAGGCCUCAAACCUAACACCCCGUUGCAAGAAAUCACUAUCGACAAGGCGUUUAUUGGUCUGUGUACCAACUCGCGUAUCGAAGACUUGCGGGCGGCUGCGAGGGUCGCUAAGGGCCACCACAAGGCCGCUAACGUCAAGCAAGUGCUUGUGGUGCCUGGUUCGGGUUUGGUGAAGGCGCAGGCCGAGCGCGAAGGGCUUGACAAGAUCUUUGAGGCCGCUGGCUUCGAAUGGAGAGAAGCUGGGUGCUCGAUGUGUCUCGGGAUGAACCCCGACAUCUUGGACCCCGAAGAACGUUGUGCAUCGACCUCCAACCGUAACUUCGAAGGCAGACAAGGGGCGCGGUCCCGCACUCACUUGAUGUCGCCGGCGAUGGCGGCGGCGGCGGCGAUCAAGGGUCACUUCACCGAUAUCCGCCAGUUUGAGUACAACACCGCCGACGAGCCCGCGGUCAAGGUUGGGUCGGAAGAGGAAGACAAGGCUUUGCAAGACGCUGUCUACGAGCACGAAAAGCAGCCGUUGGACAACUCCACCGCUGGCGUGGAAGAGCGCCUCGAUGAUAUCCCCGUGAAGCUGGCGGCGGCCCCUACUGGUGCUGCUCUGGGUAUGCAACCGUUCACUGAAGUCACCGGGGUGGCAGCAGUAUUAAACAAGGCUAAUGUCGACACCGAUGCCAUCAUCCCUAAACAAUUUUUGAAGACGAUCAAGCGCACGGGGCUCAAGAAUGGGUUGUUUUACGAAUGGAGAUUCAACCAAGUCGAUGGUAAGGACGUCGCCACCGACUUUAUCCUCAACACUCAACCGGAAACCGAAGUGUUGGUGGUCACUGGUGACAACUUUGGCUGCGGUUCGCUGAGAGAGCACGCACCGUGGGCGCUCCAAGACUUCGGUAUCCGUUCGAUGAUUGCGCCGUCGUUUGGUGACAUUUUCUACAACAACUCGUUCAAAAACGGGUUGUUGCCGAUCCGGGUGCCCGAAGACGUCAUUAAGAAUAAGGUAGUUCCCGUGGUUGAACAGGGCCACAAGUUGACCAUCGACCUCCCCAAACAACAGAUCAGAGACGGCAACACCGGCGAGGUGUUGGUCGACCACUUUGACGUUGAGGACUUCCGCAAACACUGCCUCGUCAACGGGCUUGACGACAUUGGCCUCACGUUACAAAAGGAAGCCGAUAUCCAAAAGUACGAGGCAAUGAGACGCGAUAAGUUCUCGUUUUUGGAAGGCGGGUCGAAGUUGAUCAAGCCGAUUAAGGGGUCGAAGAAGAGCGCUUACGGAUUGAAGACUCAGGAAUGGUAG
This is a messenger RNA of Diutina rugosa, 2289 nucleotides long. It is a transcript of the gene LEU1, whose product is annotated as 3-isopropylmalate dehydratase. Gene Ontology annotation, molecular function: 3-isopropylmalate dehydratase activity; 4 iron, 4 sulfur cluster binding. The transcript has a single exon. Gene Ontology annotation, cellular component: 3-isopropylmalate dehydratase complex. The record is from RefSeq and is a predicted model, not a curated record. Lineage: Eukaryota; Fungi; Ascomycota; Pichiomycetes; Serinales; Debaryomycetaceae. Gene Ontology annotation, biological process: L-leucine biosynthetic process. The coding region runs from base 1 to 2289 and encodes 762 amino acids.